UCCCCUCGUACCAGAUGGCCGCUGAUAUAUAGCUUGAAGGCGCAGCUGAUGCAACACUGGACGAAGAUAACACAGGCAUCACACAGACAGCUGAAGGCUACAGAUCAGCCCAGAGAGAAGCAGCAUCUCAUUCUCAUAAAGCGAGCCAGGCAGGAGUUUAGUCUGUUCACAGCCCUGUAGAUUCACCGGUACCGGCAUGCCUGUCAUCAGAAGCCUCAGCAAGGUGGCCAAGCAGGCCCUGCUCAGCACCCCGGGGUGCAGCUGCCAGCCAUUGACAGUGGCUGUACGCAACAUCAGCUUCUCCCCACGUCAGGUGACGUCCGACGCCAGCUUCCACUCCGUGUCUUUCUCAGAAACGGACCACCCCAAGGUGCUCAUUACAGGUGGCCUGGGCCAGCUCGGGGUGGGGCUCGCCAAACUCCUGAGGAAGAGGUUCGGCAAGAACAAUGUCAUUCUGUCUGACAUUAGGAAACCUCCAAGCAAUGUUUUCCACAGUGGUCCCUUCAUCUACUCGGACAUCCUGGACUACAAGAACCUGCGGGAAAUUGUGGUAAACAACCGCAUCACUUGGCUGGUUCACUACAGCGCCCUCCUCAGCGCUGUUGGAGAGGCCAAUGUGGCCCUGGCGCGCUCGGUUAACAUCACUGGGCUUCACAACAUUUUGGACAUUGCAGCAGAGCACGGCUUGCGUCUGUUUGUCCCCAGCACUAUUGGUGCCUUUGGUCCCACUUCUCCCCGCAACCCUACUCCAGAUCUCUGUGUACAGAGACCUCGCACUAUCUAUGGUGUCUCCAAGGUCCACGCUGAGCUUAUGGGAGAGUACUAUCACCACCGCUACGGCCUGGACUUCCGCUGUCUCCGCUACCCAGGAAUCAUCUCUGCUGACUCCAUGCCUGGAGGCGGAACGACAGACUACGCCGUCCAGAUUUUCCACGAUGCAAUGAAAUCUGGCAAGUUUGAGUGCAACUUGAAACCCGACACGCGGCUGCCCAUGAUGUACAUCGACGACUGCCUGCGUGCCACACUGGAGGUGUUGGAGGCGCCAGCUGACACACUGAGCAUGAGGACCUACAACAUCAACGCAAUGAGCUUCACACCCGAGGAACUGGCCCAGGAACUCCAGAAGCAGGUGCCUGAGCUGGAGGUCACGUAUGACGUUGACAACGUACGACAGGCCAUUGCUGACAGUUGGCCAAUGGACUUUGAUGACUCCAAUGCACGGAGGGACUGGGGCUGGAAGCACGAUUACGAUCUCCCAGAGCUCGUCCAGACGAUGCUUAACUACUUGAGUGCAGAUUCCCGCAUGGCUCAUGCUAACUGAGGGCACACAACAUUGAUUGGUGUAUUCUUUUGUACAUAAUGUAAAGACUGACCAAAGAGAGUAGAGAAACAUGGCCUGUACAUAGUCGUUCUCUCACUUCUCUCUGUAAAAUCAGAAGGGCUCUGCUUGCCUGGCACAAGGCCAUCGUGUCUCUAGAAUGUAAACAGUGCGGGCCAGACAAUCCUCAGCACUCCUGUCCAUCUACCCCUGCUUUGAUCUCUUGUGCACCUUUUCUCCUUUUGAGAUUUGGUGAAGAGCAGUCUAUCAGUGGAAGGUUGUCAGCAAGUAUCAGGGAUAACAAUGUGGCCUGUGGAAAGUUGUUUGGAUGAAAAAUGGGAUGGCUUGCAUGUUGAUGAAUUGUGCGAAUCUUUGCAAUCAGUUUAACAAACCGAGAAUGUUGCAUUGCGUAUUUGUAAGCUUUUCCACCUCUCUUUCUGGAAAUGUGAGUCAGUCAGGGUUUUGUUUUCUGCUAAAUUUCCAGGGAUUGUCAAAAUUCAGGUAUUCAGGGCCUACAGCUCCUGCAGCUGAAAUCACGUGGGUGUACAAAUACACAAGUUGUGUCCUCUGAUGCACUUUAGAUUUGUGUCUUAAAAUUAUUGACAGGUAAAUAAGCCUAAUCUCCUGCGGGGCAAUUUCUGAUACAGUGCAUCUGUAUUUCGAGCAGUGCGAGAGCAAGAAUCUUUCUUCUGUUUAUUCCACAUAACAUUAUUUAUUGUCUGUUGGUGUUAAGCAUGUGGGCACUUCAUAAAGUAAAAGCUUUUCUUAACAUUCUUCAUAUGUUCCUGUCCACUUAUGUUAUGAUGUUUGUUUUUUUGCAUCAACUCUGGAGAAUUAUUUUGACACAGAAGAGAAAUGUGACACCAGAUGCCACAUUUGAUGGUUUCUGUUUCAACAUUUUGUAAAAGGUUAAAGUCUUAGCAGGUUCUUUCUGUUCUUUCAAUCACAUUUGACAAUAAAACCUUUUUCCACAUA
Messenger RNA from Larimichthys crocea (large yellow croaker), 2293 nucleotides. RefSeq names its product L-threonine dehydrogenase (gene tdh). The record is from RefSeq and is a predicted model, not a curated record. Gene Ontology annotation, biological process: L-threonine catabolic process. The coding region runs from base 197 to 1321 and encodes 374 amino acids. Gene Ontology annotation, molecular function: L-threonine 3-dehydrogenase activity. The transcript is spliced from 9 exons. Lineage: Eukaryota; Metazoa; Chordata; Actinopteri; Sciaenidae.